Molecule: messenger RNA, 2438 nt
Organism: Haplochromis burtoni (Burton's mouthbrooder)
Lineage: Eukaryota; Metazoa; Chordata; Actinopteri; Cichliformes; Cichlidae
Product: lactose-binding lectin l-2-like
Exons: 11
Coding region: 832-1695 (287 amino acids)
Molecular function (GO): carbohydrate binding
Source: RefSeq, a predicted model, not a curated record
UGAUGAUCCGAGCCCCUCCCAGCUGUCACUGGGUCAGCUGAUCCAGGCUUAUAUAACUUUUAAUGUAAAGUAGUUUUAUUUCCUGCUGCAGCUGAGAAGGAACAGAUCCUGCUUUUCCAUUGGCUGUGCUUUGCAUGUACAUCACAGGUGUUACUGAAACAGAGUGAAUCCAGCAGCUCUGUGUUUGAUCCUCCAUCAGCUCUUCACUGUAAUCCAGAUCUCCUAACAUGAUGCUCUGCUCCGGACUCAGCAGCACACUGUGUGAGUACAACACACUGAUAAUCCUUUAUUUAGACAUGAAAUCAGCUGCACAUGUUCAGUCUAAUCCUUUUCUAGCUUUCCACUGUGCUGUACUGUGACAUGCUUUUCUUUCUGCUUUAUUGGAUCAGUUCAUCUAACAUCCUAAAUACAUGUUUGCAUCACCUCAGCAGGACAGUUAGGCUUCACAGAGUCCUGAGAGCAAUUCAUGGCUGAUCAUUUACUUUGAAGAGUUGAAGUCAAACUGUCAACACAAAUAAGUUUAUUGACAAAAGUUGGAAAGAUGAAGAGAAUAAAUGUGUCAUUGAAAUCUGCUGUUUAGAAAGAGUUUUCCAAGAAUCCAGGUGUGAAUGAAAGCAGCAGCUUUCUCCUGUUUGCUUUUCAUUUCUGUUUCAUGUUUUGAGGUGAAUUCAACUUGAUAUCAAACACACAGUCUGACACUGAGCUUUCUUUCUGUCUCUUUCAGUGCUGGCAGCAACCUGUUCACUCAUCACUUCAGGGUCCCGCAUAUCCACAGGGAGAGUGGUCACCUCUAAUGGCCUCAGUGUCCAACACCUGAGCUGCGUGCGUGGAAUGAUCAUUGUGCAGUCAGCUGGGUACAGAUGUGGAGAUAAAGCAAUCUGCCCUCAGAGUGACACUCUGGACAACGUCAGGAACAGCUGUGAUGGAAAAACCAAGUGUGACAUAAAGUCAAACAUUACUUAUGAUCCUGGAGUCUGCAAAUACCUGGAGACCACCUACGCCUGCUUCACACGCCACAGUGUAACAUGUGGAGGAUCUCAGUCAAACCUUCAGUGUGAUGAAGGACAGGUUAUAGUCGUCUCCUGGGCGAAUUAUGGUCGCCGUGACAAAACCACGUGCCCUGAUGGACGUUCUGAUUCUGAGCUCCAAAAUGUUAAAUGCUCCUGGUCCGCAAGCAUGGAAUAUUUUACUAAAAUGUGUAACUGGCAGAACAGCUGUACUGUUGAAGCACCAAGCUUAGUAGACCCAUGUCAUGGCACCUACGAGUACCUGGAGGUGUUUUUCACUUGUCAGGAUGCUUCCUGCCCUUCUGGUUGGACUUGGUUUGGAGGUCGCUGUUUCAUCGUUAACAGCAGCUUGAAGACCUGGACUGAUGCUGAGAGUUCCUGUCAGACACUCGGUGGAAAUCUGGCCUCAUUCCACAGCACAGCUGAGUACACCUUCAUCAGAGAGCUCAUUUACACAGCAGCAGGGUCGUAUCCAACAGCUUGGGUUGGAGGCAACGACAGAGAGAAUGAAACUAUGUGGAUGUGGAGUGAUGGUUCCCAGUUUGACUUCCCAAACUGGGCCAAAGGAGAGCCAAAUGAUUAUAAAGGAAGAGAAGAUUGUAUGACGAUAAACAAUGGAGGACAGGAUUAUGUCAACGAUGCCUGGUGUAACACCAACACACCUUUUGUUUGUGUCAGAGAUCCGUAACUGCUUCUUCGUGUGCUGACAGAUCUGAAUUGAUGAUGUCACUUCCAUCACUGCUGGUGGAUGUAUUGACAAAUAUGGUUUCAUAUAACAUGUCAAAGAGAUUGACAUCCCCCAGCUUAUCUCCAUCCAAGAGUGAAAUAACGGACAACUAUCCAGCCUUUAUAACAAUAUAGCUAUAACAAUAUAUCUAUAUGUGAUUCUGCUAAUAGUUCAUUAUAUAUAAACUUCUAAUCAAAUAUGAGUAUAAUCAAUAUAAUAUAUGAGAAAUGAAACUUCCGUAAUGCUUGAACUUUGCCCUGGUUUGUGCUGCAGGGGCUGAUCUAGAGAAAUUUACUUAAGAAGGCAAAAUCAAAGCCAUUUCUUUUCACAUAUCCAUCUGCAUUCUGUAAUAUCUAUUAAAUAUGUUUAAAAUACAUAAAAUGGAGUAAGUAUGAAUUUGUUUUAUAUAAGCAUACUCUUUAAAUUUCUUAUUUAACCCUAUCUAACCCUAUUUAUCCCACAUAAUUAAAUAUUACAGUCAAAUAAAACAUUUUUCAUGUGCUGUACAGCCUGUAAAAUGAAUAAUUAUGUGCCUUAAGUAUAAAAUCUAGGAAGCUACAUACUAGCAACGUACAGUCUGCAUUGUCAUGAACACAUUUUUCACCAAAAAUUUAAACCUUACUUUUCAUGAUUUAUUGGUAGAACUGGCUGUUUUUCACUACUUUGACUCCACCUGUAUGUGGUAAAAUGGUAAAUGGCCUGUA